AUGGUCAAGUUUCUCGACAAAGAGGUUGGUCCUAUUGGAUUUGGCCUCAUGGGCUUCACUUGGCGCGCCAACCCUCCCCCAUUGGAGCAGGCUCUCGCCACAAUGAAGGCCGCCGUCGAAAAUGGCCUCACCAUGUGGAAUGGCGGCGAGUUCUACGGAACGCCCGAGUACAACUCCAUGACCAUCAUCAAGGCCUACUUCACCAAGUAUCCUGAAGACGCCGACAAGGUCUUCUUGGCAAUGAAAGGUGGCGUCAACCUGGAGGAGAUCAGGCCUGACGGAUCACCCGAAAACAUUCGCCGGUCACUGGAUAAUAUCUUGGCCCAGCUGGACGGCAAGAAGAAGGUGGACGCCUUCUGCUGUGCCAGGCGAGAUCCAAGCUACCCUCUAGACAUCACCUUUGGAGUGAUCCAGAGGGAGUACAUUGACACCGGAAAGAUUGGCGCCAUUAUGCUGUCAGAGUGCGGAGUCGACACCAUCAAGGAGGCCGUCAAGGUGGCCAAGAUUGUUGCCGCCGAGGUCGAGCUUAGUUUGUUUACACCAGACAUUCUCAAGAAUGGCAUCGCAGCUGCUCUCAAGGAGCAUGAUAUUCCCAUCAUUGCGUAUUCGCCCAUUGGAAAGGGAAUGCUCUCUGGCGAAUUCAAGAGCCAAGAGGACGUCAAGAAGCUGGGAAUGGUUGCCAACUUCCCACGCUUCCAGGGCGAAGGGUUCGAGCACAACCUGAAGCUCGUCCAGCAAGUCGAGGCCGUGGCCAGCGAUAAAGCCUGCACACCCGCUCAGCUGGCCAUCAACUGGGUGAGGAGCAUGAGUGCCGAUCCCGAGCUGCCUCUCGUGAUUCCCAUCCCCGGUGCCACGACGAUUGCGCGAGUAGAAGAAAACUCAAAGGUGGUCGAGCUCACCGAGGAGGAGAGGCAAAGCCUUACUGGCCUUGCAAAGAACUUUGAGACGGCCGGUGCUAGAUACCCUUCUCACGUACCGACCAACACCUAA
Messenger RNA from Trichoderma gamsii, 990 nucleotides. RefSeq lists its product as hypothetical. The transcript has 3 exons. The record is from RefSeq and is a predicted model, not a curated record. NCBI's taxonomy places the organism in Eukaryota, Fungi, Ascomycota, Sordariomycetes, Hypocreales, Hypocreaceae. Bases 1 to 990 code for a protein of 329 amino acids. Gene Ontology annotation, cellular component: cytoplasm.